Molecule: messenger RNA, 672 nt
Organism: Mollisia scopiformis
Lineage: Eukaryota; Fungi; Ascomycota; Leotiomycetes; Helotiales; Mollisiaceae
Exons: 8
Coding region: 1-672 (223 amino acids)
Source: RefSeq, a predicted model, not a curated record
AUGAAGAUGUACGCAAGACUCGCCUUUCUGUUCCUUGGCGCCUUUUCCCUCUGUAUUGAAGCCAAAAUUACAAAUCUACGAUUCUUCGGGCUUUGGUUUGGCACUGGCAGAGACAUCAUCCUCAAAUUCGAGAGCACCCUCGUCGUUCCAGGUCCAUCACCUGAUGCUCCUGGGGGAACUAGAGUCCAGGCGGUCUGGCCUGGCGUUCAAGGUAAAGGACUCCUUCAGAACGUUAUCACCAUUGGCGACAAAAAAGGAGAGUGGUGGCAGCUACCAUACUACUGCUGCAACCCUGGCAAGGACUUAGCUGCUGAAGUUCAAGUGUAUCCUGGAGAUAGCAUCACGAAUACAUUCAUACUCAACGAAGCCACGAUGGAGUGGCAAGACAACUACGCGGUAACACCUGGUGCGUCUGCGCAGGAGCCAGCAACAGACAAUACAACCACUAGUAGCUUUAUCUUCGAUCAAGCAGCUGUUGUCGAUGAUGAUUCAACAGUUGGAGACCACUUCACAUGGACAUUCAUGACCAUUGAACUUCAGGGAGAUGGAAAGUGGGAUUUUGGGCCAGUUGCAUGGAGGGAUAUCUUGCUCGGCCCGGUUCUGAAUGGGGGUACAAAGUUCAACUACACCUUUUCGAAGCCUACUGCAUCUGCGGUAGGAAUAAUGUUGUAG